AUGACUUCUGCGAUAAAGACCCAAGAUUUCAACAGCUCAAAACUUCAAAGCACUUUUUCACAGAACUCUCCCUCUGUCACAACAGAAAGCACCUCUCACGUCGCCUCUAUAAUAAAAAAAGAAAAUACCGCACCAAUUCCCACAAAUCAUACAAAUGGGGUGAGUAACAGUAUCACGAGUAGCAUUUCCACCACGAAAACAACCGUCAGUUCAAAGAACAUGCCAAGUUCUACACCAGCCAUAAAUAUUUUCUCAAAUGACGGAAGUUUCUUGGAUCGGUUCAAAAAAAUGAAAGCUGAAGAAGAUGAGAAAAAGAAACAGCGUGAAGCUCUAGAAAGUUCUGCUUUAGCCGUCCAAAGAUGUGAUUUUUGGAGAUUUGUUCGAUGGGAUACUGAAUUAAUGAAGAAGAAGGCUUUCGAAGAUCGAAUUAGAAAUCGUGGUAAACGCAAGAGUCCACCCACGGAGGAUGUUGACCAAGAUCCUAAACGUACAAACGUAGAAGUGGAGGACAAUGAGACAUUAGAUCCAAAAGCCAAUGCUUACUUGAAAGAAAUGCAAAAAUACAAUGAACGCUUAUGUAAAGAUGAUUCCGGUCAUGUUCGUCCAUUGGUCAAAUAA
Ambispora gerdemannii is the source of this 618-nucleotide messenger RNA. The record is from the annotation of a GenBank genome assembly. Lineage: Eukaryota; Fungi; Glomeromycota; Glomeromycetes; Archaeosporales; Ambisporaceae.